AAGUCCCGUCACGUUGGUAGCAGUUCUACAUCCAUUCCUAGGGCCCCGAAAAAUGGGUAUCGACGUCAACCACAAGUGGGACCGUAAGGUCGUGAGGACAGAGCCGAGAUCGCAGGAUGUCUACUUGCGGCUCGUUGUCAAGCUCUACCGUUUCUUGGCGCGUAGGACGGGCUCCAAGUUCAACAAGGUCGUGUUGAAGCGUUUGUUUAUGUCAAAAAUCAACAGACCUCCCAUGUCCGUCGCUAGGAUUGUCAGGUACAUGAAGAAGCCGGGUCGUGAGGGCAAGAUCACCGUCGUCGUCGGCACAGUCACUGAUGACCAGAGGAUAUUUGACAUCCCUAAGCUCACAGUCUGUGCUCUCCGUGUGACCGACAGAGCCCGUGCUCGCAUUUUGAAGGCUGGAGGUGAAAUCCUGACCUUUGACCAGCUGGCACUGCGUGCCCCCAUCGGAAAGAACACCGUUCUUCUUCAGGGUCGCAGAACCGCCCGUGAGGCGAACAAGCACUUUGGACCAGCUCCUGGUGUUCCUCACAGCCACACCAAGCCCUAUGUUCGGUCCAAGGGAAGGAAGUUCGAACGUGCUCGUGGUCGCAGACGCAGCUGUGGCUACAAGAAGUAAUCAUUUGUAUACACGAUGGAUCAUUUCAAUAAAAUACCUGGUGUUGUGAAUAACACCUUCGUUCUGGCUCCAGCUAAA
Messenger RNA from Neocloeon triangulifer, 697 nucleotides. It is a transcript of the gene RpL18, whose product is annotated as large ribosomal subunit protein eL18. Lineage: Eukaryota; Metazoa; Arthropoda; Insecta; Ephemeroptera; Baetidae. The record is from RefSeq and is a predicted model, not a curated record. Gene Ontology annotation, cellular component: cytosolic large ribosomal subunit; ribosome. Gene Ontology annotation, biological process: translation. The transcript has 5 exons. The coding region runs from base 53 to 619 and encodes 188 amino acids. Gene Ontology annotation, molecular function: structural constituent of ribosome; RNA binding.